Molecule: messenger RNA, 3068 nt
Organism: Amphibalanus amphitrite
Lineage: Eukaryota; Metazoa; Arthropoda; Thecostraca; Balanomorpha; Balanidae
Gene: rasp
Product: protein-cysteine N-palmitoyltransferase Rasp-like
Exons: 2
Coding region: 586-2235 (549 amino acids)
Biological process (GO): protein palmitoylation
Cellular component (GO): endoplasmic reticulum
Molecular function (GO): palmitoyltransferase activity
Source: RefSeq, a predicted model, not a curated record
CAAGUCAGUUGUAUGGCUUGAAAUUGGAUGCAAAUUAGGGAAGACGGCCUCUUAUUACCAAAACUAAUAUACUAUAUGAAUGAUUUAGCCAAUUUGACUUGUGCUGGCGACAACAGUCAAAGUCCAAUUUCGUAAUAGUGAUAACGUUUCGAGCGUCCGUGACUGGCUGAGUUUGGGCAAUCAAGCUGGGCCAGCUGAACUUGGCCACCGAUUGGCUGUCAGUGGUGGGGUCUCGCCGGCCGGGGUCGAGCGAGACCGUCACGACCAGUGCAGUCUGUGGCACGCCGCCGCGCCGGUGGGACGCGGAGACGGGUGACUACCGAUCCCCCGGUAGGACGACAGACGGUGCAGGUAUUGCUUAAUUUGAAGAAAGCUGUUUGAUUUAAAUCCCAUGGCCGCGUAGAGACAAAGAAGCUGGCUGUGCUGCCAUCCACUCGGAGUGGGCCGGAACUACUGGUACGUGAACAGCCUCCAAUGGUUUCAGUGUGCGCUGUGCUCCGUCCUGUGACUCUGCCGGCUGUCCUGGACGGAUGACCUGUGUGUGAUACGAGUCGCUGUGCUGCUCCGCCCCCGACCGGUGCUGUGAUGUCGGAGCCGGCCCGGCUGCAGUGCCCGGCGGCUGGCGAGCUGCCGUCGGCCGCGCCGGGUGAUGAGCGGCAGCCGGCCGGCCGGCGCACGGCCAGCCCGCCGCUGGCCGGCCCGUCGCCGAUCGGGCGCGUCUCGCUGCCGGAGACGGUGCUGCACUGGUUCGGCUGGACGUUCGGCUGCUUCUACUCCACCUACCGGCUGUAUGACGUCAUCCGGCGUCACCCGGACGCGCUGGACGCGCACAGCAGCCCCGGCUGGGUGGCCGGCCUCUCGGUCGACCACUGCGACGACGAGUUCGAGGUGCUCAUCAAGGGCCAGCUGGCCACCUACGCCGUCUUUAUGACCAUCCACCUGGUGGUGGGCCAGUUCCUGCACGGCAUGGCGCUGAACAAGGUGGUGCCGCUGUUCCACGCGCUACUGGCCGCCGCCUACCUGUGCUUCACGGUGGGUGUGCGGCGCUACGCGCUGCUGCUGGCCGUGGCGCUGGCCAUGUUCGGCUCGUCGCGGCUGCGCAGCCGGCCGCUGAGCUGGCUGCUGGUGGCCGUGCUGCUGCUCGGGCACCAGCAGCUCAUGCUGGCCGUGGUCGGCCCGGACCUGACGCACGACGCUGAGAACCGCACCUACCUGGCGACCGUGGUGCAGAUGUGGAACCUGUGCCGCGCCGUCAUGUUCUGCUGCGACCAGGCCGACCGACCGCCGGCGCUGGUCACGCACGACAACGUGGUCACCUUCCUGGGGUUCGUGUUCUACGGCCCGACGCUGCAGGGCCCUCUUCUGGCGCACACCGACUACCUGUCAUCGCUGACGGCCGGUGGCGUGGCGGCCGGGCCCGGCUGGCCCCGCCUGCGCCGCCUGCUACUCUCACUGGCCCGUCUCGGUGGCUGGCUGCUCUUUCUGGAGGUGUCCAACCACGUGCUCCACUACCACGCGCUCAUCUACUCUCCCGAGGACAUGCACCGGCUGUUCGGCCGCUGGGAGAUCGCCGGACUCAACUACUGGGCCGGACAGUACUUCCACGUCAAGUACGUGGUCUGCUACGGCAUACCGUGCGCGCUGGCCAGCUUUGAGGGCGUGCCGACACCGCUGCCGCCGCGCUGCGUCAGCUGGAUCGCCUCCUACUCGGAUAUGUGGAAGUAUUUCGACCACGGCUUGUACAGAUUCAUGCAGAGGCACAUCUACCGGCCGCUGUGCGGCGCGCAGCCCUCUGCUGGACGCCGCAUGGCCGCCUCGGCCGCCGUGUUCGCGUUCGUGUUCGCCUGGCACGGCCUGCUGCCGCACAUUCUGGUCUGGUCGGUGGCCAACUUUGUGUGUGUGACUGUGGAGCGCGCCGGCGGUCGGGUGGCCAGCAGUCGACGCGGCCGUGAGUGGCGCCGCGUGCUGGGCGCCAGUCUGCGCCGCCGCUGCCAGGCGCUGCUGCUAGCGCCGCUCUUCCUGGUCUCGCUCGUCUCGCAGGCCGGCUUUCUGACCAACAGCAUCGCGGUCAGCUGGCUGGCAAUGGGCGAGGGCCUUGCGCCGGCCAGCGCGCGCGAUAUGCUGGUCACGCUCGGCUUUAUGUACUGUGGCUGCCAGGUGUCGUACGACGUCAAACGCUGGCGUCAGCAGCGCGCGCGCCUGCAGAGGGCCGACAGCAAGCUGAAGCAGCCGUGAUGGGCGUCCGAGUGACUCGCAGAGGGGAAGGGUGAUAGGCAGGCGGCCACCGUCCUGUGACCGGCCGCGGGCGCCGCUGUCCGCGCACGGACGGCAGUGUUGUGACAUGAUACUGCGGUCUGGUAUCUCCCCCGCUGUUCGCCGCUUCCCCUCCAGAUCCGGACGGUUGUGAGAUAAACGAACUGCCUUGUGUGUCUGCGCUGUAAUAACAGGCUGUUAUCGGAACUGAGCUUUCCAAUGUCGCCACAGGAUGCCCCGUGUGUGCGCGUCGGGGUCGUCUGCCGAACAUCUUAUGCCGAGGUUUGUCCGCUGGGCUCCCUCCGUUUGCCGGGCUGACUUGGAAUGUCGAGCUGUGACCGGUGUGUUCAUGAUGACAGUCAGACUAAAGCGGCUUGCCUUGCUGUAUCAGCUAUUAAGCGAUUAACUAGCGGGCUGAUUGUUCUGACAAUCGUGCUGUCUGUCUUCCGUCUGCCGUUGCGUUGUUAUGUAUUCGCCCGUUAUCACUGUUGACAUUACGGGGAGUCUGGGUGCCGUAGCGGUCGCUACUCUGUAUGUCUAUAAGAAUCGUGCAUGGUGUCUUAUGAUAACUGAUAAAUGUGACGACGGUUAUGACAUUAGAUUGCCUUUAAUUCUGUCGAGACUUGAUCAUUGAGUUUUAUUGACAUCUGAGUUUCAUAACUCGUCUGCUACUGCGCCCCUACUGCCAAAUGCCAGAUUGUUUUCCUUCGUCUUAAUUGUCCCCUCACUCAGGAGUUGUAUUUUCCCGAAUGUUACUUAUAAGUUACGAUAAUGCUGACAUUCAUUAUGUUCAAUAAAUGUCAAUCAACAUGGGU